UAUUGGUAAACAAGGUGGAGGCGUGGUUUGAGACGACCGCGGGCGCCUUCCGGACCUGGACUAAGGGACGAGAAGCGAACGCUACGGUAGAGCUGGCUCCCGCCAACCCUGGCUUUUCUCUCCGCCCCUGAGGGCCAGCUCCUCUUUCAGAAUGACGCUGGACGUGGGGCCGGAGGAUGAUCUGCCCGACUGGGCUGCUGCCAAGGAAUUUUACCAGAAGUAUGACCCUAAGGACGUCAUUGGCAGAGGAGUGAGCUCCGUGGUUCGCCGCUGCGUCCAUCGAGCCACCGGCCAGGAAUUUGCCGUGAAGAUCAUGGAAGUGACCGCUGAGCGACUGAGUCCUGAGCAGCUGGAGGAGGUGCGGGAAGCCACUCGGCGAGAGACACAUAUCCUUCGCCAGGUCGCCGGCCACCCCCACAUCAUCACUCUCAUCGAUUCCUACGAGUCUUCUAGCUUCAUGUUCCUGGUGUUUGACCUGAUGCGGAAGGGAGAGCUCUUUGACUAUCUCACGGAGAAGGUGGCCCUCUCAGAAAAGGAAACCAGGUCCAUCAUGAGGUCUCUGCUGGAAGCCGUGAGCUUUCUCCAUGCCAACAACAUCGUGCACCGAGACCUGAAGCCCGAGAAUAUCCUCCUAGAUGACAAUCUGCAGAUCCGCCUUUCAGACUUUGGGUUCUCCUGCCACUUGGAACCUGGCGAGAAGCUUCGAGAGUUGUGUGGGACACCAGGAUAUCUAGCACCAGAGAUCCUGAAAUGCUCCAUGGAUGAAACCCACCCUGGCUACAGCAGGGAGGUUGAUCUCUGGGCCUGUGGGGUGAUUUUGUUCACACUCCUGGCUGGCUCGCCACCGUUCUGGCACCGGCGCCAGAUCCUCAUGCUGCGCAUGAUCAUGGAGGGCCAGUACCAGUUCACUUCGCCCGAGUGGGACGACCGUUCAAAUACCGUCAAGGACCUGAUCUCGAGGCUGUUGCAAGUGGAUCCUGAGAAGCGCCUGACAGCUGAGCAAGCUUUACAGCAUCCCUUCUUUGAGCGCUGUGAAGGCAGCCAGCCCUGGAUGCUUACCCCCCGCCAGCGGUUCCGGGUGGCAGUUUGGACGAUACUGGCGGCUGGACGAGUGGCCUUAAGCACCCACCGUGUUCGGCCCCUGACCAAGAGCGCACUGUUGAGGGAUCCUUACGCGCUGCGGCCCGUACGGCGCCUCAUCGACAGCUGUGCCUUCCGACUCUACGGGCACUGGGUGAAGAAGGGCGAGCAGCAGAAUCGGGCGGCCCUCUUCCAGCACCUGCCCCCUCGGCCUUUCCCCAUCAGGGGUCCUGAAGAGGAGGAAGGCUCGGCUUCUGUCAGCGAUGAGGCGAUGCUGGAGCAAGGCUAGCACCACAGUGCUGGGGAAGCCCGCAAAGCUUCUCGACAUUCCAGUCCCUCCGGGCUCUCUAAGCCACGCUGCCUGCCAUGGCAGCCCGUGUGAUCCAAGCCCAGCCCUGCACACCUGUCGCCACUGGCCAGGGCUUUGCCAUCAGAGCCAAGGGAUGAGGGAGUCACUCAGGUAGCCCCACCUGGCCUAGAGAGUUCUGCCUGUGCCACCGCCAAUGCAAUAAAAGCUGCUCUGCCAGGAAAGCCAGUGCCCUAUGUCUGGUGUCCGGCUUCCACCGGGAAGCCCGGCAGGUGUUCAGCAGGGGGACAGGGAUGUGGCCA
This is a messenger RNA of Sorex araneus (European shrew), 1689 nucleotides long. It is a transcript of the gene PHKG2, whose product is annotated as phosphorylase kinase catalytic subunit gamma 2. The record is from RefSeq and is a predicted model, not a curated record. Gene Ontology annotation, cellular component: phosphorylase kinase complex. Gene Ontology annotation, biological process: glycogen biosynthetic process; protein phosphorylation. Gene Ontology annotation, molecular function: phosphorylase kinase activity; calmodulin binding; ATP binding. The transcript is spliced from 10 exons. The coding region runs from base 152 to 1369 and encodes 405 amino acids. NCBI's taxonomy places the organism in Eukaryota, Metazoa, Chordata, Mammalia, Eulipotyphla, Soricidae.